Messenger RNA from Betta splendens (Siamese fighting fish), 3482 nucleotides. It is a transcript of the gene depdc1, whose product is annotated as DEP domain containing 1a. Gene Ontology annotation, biological process: intracellular signal transduction. The coding region runs from base 164 to 2722 and encodes 852 amino acids. Lineage: Eukaryota; Metazoa; Chordata; Actinopteri; Anabantiformes; Osphronemidae. The transcript has 12 exons. The record is from RefSeq and is a predicted model, not a curated record.
CCAGAACAGGACGGCUCGUAAUUUUGAACCGAUUGCGAGCAGCCUCGAUUGUGUGGUUUGCUAACGAAACAUCAACGCAUUCUCCUUUGAGCGAUGGCUGCUCGUGCUUCUCUUCUUUUUGGAUGAAGGGAAUUGAUUAAGCGCUGCGUUCUUUACGAUCAACAUGAGUUCGCAUGUCAUCACCCCCGGGCCGUACCGAGCAACUAAACUGUGGAAUGAAGUCACUCGUCUCUUUCGGGCCGGUAUGCCGCUCAGGAAGCAUCGCCAAAACUUCCGGCACUACUCCUCCUGCUUCACAGCCGCUGCAGCCGUAGAUUGGCUGCACCAGCUGCUUCGUAGCAACAACAACUUUGGCCCUGAUGUCACCAGGCAGCAGACCGUGCAGCUCCUCAAGAAGUUUCUGAAGAACCAUGUGAUUGAAGAUGUAAAGGGUCGCUGGGGAACAGAGGACCUGGAGGACAAUAACACGCUGUACAGAUUCCCUUCCUCUUCUCCUCUGAAGCCUAUUCCCUGUCCAGCUCCAGCUUCACGCCUGGGCUCUUUAAAGAAAAGACCUUCACUGAGGGACAAGGAGGGUUUCUUCAAGUUUAGAAGUAUCAAAAGGCAUGAGAAGGAAAUGCUGGAGAAUGCAGAUCCUGCUCUGCAGACACAGGGAGAGAGUCAGUGUGAAGAAGAACAGCAGACACCCCGACGAGAACUGACAGUGGAGGAUGAGCAUGACAUCUGGAGAGACAUCACCCUGACCCACCUGCAGAGGAUUCUGGGCGUUGCAUCUCUUGAUGAAGUUUUAGAUCACCGUUACGUAAACCCACAGAAUAUUAUCCAUAAUAUGACCAAAGUCAACAAGCAUGGAGUGGUCACGCUGGACGACAAGACCAAUGACCUUCCUCAUUGGGCGUUGUCUGCAAUGAAGAGUCUUGCUAACUGGCCCAAGUACGACAGCGCGCAGCCAUCUUAUCCUGGCUUUGAGAGAGACGUCUUCAAAACGGUGUCUGAUUACUUCUACAGCCUUCCACAGCCGUUGCUCACAUACGAACUGUAUGAACUAUUCAUCAACGUCCUGGUGUUUUGCGGCUAUGUUACAGUUCCCACUGCGCACCAACGUGGGAAACGGAAGAAGCCUGAUCUCCCCUCAGUGCCCCCUCCUGCCAAAACGUCUUUCCGCUCCACCGAGUGUCUCUUGCUGUCGUUGAUCAGACAAGGAACAUGUGAUGAGACAGAGUCACCAAUGAGAGAAGUGCUCAGCCGGACACUUCAGUCACGCUUAGUGCAACUGAAGGGAGGUGGCGACGGUCAGUUCGGAGGUAGCUGCUCAAGCCUAAAAAACGUUGUUUCAAUGAAACAUCAAACCAGGAGUUUCUCGCUGGAAACAAUCCUCGACGACUCUGUCCCACUCACACAACAACAGCUUUUUUCAUCCACUGACACCCUAGAAUCUGGUGCAUUUAGGAAUAUGAGCAAGGAUGACAGCCCUCCCACCACAACACAACAAAGUGGCUCAGCCUGUACGGCUGUGUCCAGAACAUCUCCCAUUACUUGUCAGAAUAUGACAAUCAAAAAUCAGCUGUCUGCUGUUUCUAUUGCUGGACUGUCGGGAUCGCAGAGGUCACGUCCACGAAGCGUAGGCAGCUGUUUGGACAUUGUCAUAGAGUCCAGAGAAGAUGAUGUUAAAGACACUGUGCGUCAGGGCCGAGCAAGCAGCUGCCUCAACGUGAACACUCCUGCAGACCCGCCUUGCUCCUCCUCAGCUUCACAGCCUCCUUCCUACCAGCAUUCCCCUUCUUCCUGUCAUUCAGCCUCUACGUCGUCUCCACCUGCUCUAGCCAAAACACAAAGGUCUCAUGCUGCUUCAGGACCUAGUGGGCCCAGACCUGCCUGCAGCACGUCUAAUAUUACAACGCUCCACGCACCUGUUGUUGUCCGGCGCUGCAUCAGCUCUUUGGAUGUGUCCAAGCAGUCUCAACCUGUCUCGUUGUUCAAAGCACCUGUCUGUGUGCCCACCAGCAGCUUCCAGUCUCCCCAGUCAAAACCUGAGCACAGCCUUCUCCAGCCUCACUGUGAGCGAGUAGCUAUCGAAGCGCUGCAGCUCUGCACCCUCCUCCUGCCCCCCGCCUCCCGCAGGAAGUUACAGCUCCUUAUGAGGAUGAUGUCACGCAUUAGCCAGAACGUGGACUUGCCUCGACUCCACCCCGCCAUCGGCACGCGAACGCUGAUGGUUCACACCUUUUCUGGCUGUGUUCUGGGCAGUGCUGAGGAGGGCGAUUUGGAUGAGUUGUUGGCUACCAGACUGGUCUCAUUUCUAAUGGACCACCAAGAACAGAUUCUCUCGGUCCCAAAGUAUCUGCUUAGCGCCAUCAAUGACUACAUACUGUACCUACGCACCGUACAGGUUCCGAUCGAUAGUGUUCCUAAUGCUGAUGCCGGCGAUGCACAUUGCAUUCCAGUGCAGAUGUAUGCAUUCUGCCGUCAGAUUAGUGGUGCUGAGUUUGAGCAACAGAAAACAGAAUCCUCUCAGAAAGCCAUGGAAGAGCUCCUGGAGAUUCUGCUGACAGACCAAAACAUAAGUGAGAAGGACAGACGCAAGAAACUAAAGCAGUUUCAGAAGCAGUACCCAGACAUCUACAGUCGGCGGUUCCCCUCUACACAAAAGGACAAUAAGCCAAAGAUUAAACCUCCUCUGCUCAGUAUCAAGAAAACCAAAGCUUUCAGCAUCAGGAACUAAACUAAGCAGCUGUCACUGUCUCUGCAUCAAUCUUGAACUCAGUUUGAACUUUGUGUUACAUUGGAAACUUGUGUGAUCGCAAGUUAAUGCAGGUCAGGAGACUUCUACGGUGGCUCAUCGGUGAAAUGUGUGUAUGAUGAAAGCCGGUGGAUAGACAGUUUACAUUAUUUUGUGUUUUUGUGUAGAUCGUUUUUAACCAAUUUUUCAUCUGUUUCCAGCUGAUUCUGUCCUGGAGAUAGUGUGUGUGGUUUGGUACAUGCAGCUUCACAGCACAGUUUGGGAGAAAAAUAGGCAUUUCUGUGAACUCUAGAAGAAUAUUUAGAUUAAGUUAAAUUAUAUGGAUGAUGACAUUGGGAGCAGAGUUAAUGUUUUCUGAUUGAUGUGUUUUUUAGUUUUUAUACACACUUUGUAUUACAGCAUCAGUUGCUCAUUCCUUCCUUCUUUACUGAAAAGAGACAUAUUUUGCACUGGUUUAGACAUUAUAAAUGGCCCCACAUUAAUGUCACUCCUCGGGAGUUUAAUUUAUACAUAUUUAAUACAUUUGAAACUGAAGCUUUUCCUAGAUAACUCAUUUUUGGGUUUGCAGUCCCUUUUAAAUUGAUCCUGGGUUAUAUGAAGUUUUAAUUCCUUGACGUCUGUAUACCUCAGAUCAAAGUGUUUUUAGACUCUUGCAGAGGAGUGAACCUCCAGUUACAUGUACUCUGUUGUUUACUAUGCAAAGUACUGGGAAAUAAACUUGUUCAGUUCUUUUAAAAUCUCA